This is a messenger RNA of Prosopis cineraria, 1225 nucleotides long. Its product is annotated as ethylene-responsive transcription factor ERF109. Lineage: Eukaryota; Viridiplantae; Streptophyta; Magnoliopsida; Fabales; Fabaceae. Gene Ontology annotation, biological process: ethylene-activated signaling pathway; regulation of DNA-templated transcription. The record is from RefSeq and is a predicted model, not a curated record. Gene Ontology annotation, molecular function: DNA binding; DNA-binding transcription factor activity.
CACAACAAGCAACAAAACACUCCCCAGUUUGACUGUCAUCUCAGCACACAAAAACAUGUCUUCCUCCAAGCGAUCAAGGCUCGCCGGAACUCCGAUAACCUCCACUUCCACUCAGCUGCCACCUAACUUCUUCUUCGGCGACCACGAACACUCCGUCAUCGUUGAGGCACUCACCAAUGUCGUCGUCGGUUCCACCUGCACUAUCUCUGCCGCCACCUCCAGCGAUCUCAUCCAAGAAAUUCGAUUUCCUCCUGCCUUUGAGUACUCCGAUGCCGUAUCCACCACCACGUCGCCACCAAUCGGAAUUGUUCCGACCAUGAGCCUCGAGACUUGCGGCGAAUGCAAAAUCGAAGGGUGCUUAGGGUGCAAAUUUUUUCCAGAGGAGAAAAAGAAAAAUGGAGGGAAAAAGAAGAUGGCGACGACGUCAUCGAAAAAGAAGAAGUACAGAGGAGUGCGACAGAGGCCGUGGGGAAAAUGGGGCGAGAUCCGAGACCCGAGAAGGGCGACCCGGGUUUGGUUGGGGACGUUCAAUACCGCGGAGGAAGCGGCACGCGCAUACGAUAAUGCGGCGAUUGAAUUUCGCGGUCCGCGAGCGAAGCUCAAUUUCCCGUUUCCCGAUAACUCACAGAGUGAUGCGCAUUCGCAAACAGAGCAUUUAGAAGUGGAACGCUCAGAGUCCGUGCUGGAGCAAGCAGAGGAGGGAAAUAGAAACUCAAAUCCUGGGGACUACUAUGACGAUGUUUGGACGAUGGGAAUUGGUAAUAGUAAGGAAAAUGAAUUCUGGGAUGGACUUGGAGACCCUGAAUUUCAGCAAUGGAUGACGACAAUGAUGAUGGAUUUACGUGGAGAUUCCUCGGACUCUGCUACUGCUAAUAGCCAAGUCCUCACAGUUGGUGAUUCUUUUCAUCCCAGAAAAAUCCAAAUAAAAAAUUGCACAAUUUACUUAAUUUAAAGUAGAGGGAUUUUGUCUUAUGUAAUUGUACUUUUCUUCCAGUAAUUUUUUCGGAAGAAUGGUGCAAAUUCUGUCUCUAUAGUUUGAGUGAAAAUGAAAAAAAAAAACAUAAAAAAAGAAUCGAAAUGUAUAAAGAAGUCUGAGGGAAAAUGCACUUGUACAAAUGUUUUCCGUAUAUAUAGCCUAGUAAGUGUACGUUUUUGGGUGAUUCAUCAAUUACUGACUUUGCUGAAUAAUUAAUUAUGUUGUCUGAGGACCAGGUCAUGCACUACG